Molecule: messenger RNA, 2057 nt
Organism: Hippocampus comes (tiger tail seahorse)
Lineage: Eukaryota; Metazoa; Chordata; Actinopteri; Syngnathiformes; Syngnathidae
Gene: irx5a
Product: iroquois homeobox 5a
Exons: 3
Coding region: 352-1770 (472 amino acids)
Biological process (GO): neuron differentiation; cell development; regulation of transcription by RNA polymerase II
Cellular component (GO): nucleus
Molecular function (GO): DNA-binding transcription factor activity, RNA polymerase II-specific; RNA polymerase II cis-regulatory region sequence-specific DNA binding
Source: RefSeq, a predicted model, not a curated record
UCCUCAAUUUCCAACUUAGCAUCUUGGCAUACGCGACUAGAUUUUCCCAUGCAGGGCAGGCGAAGCCCCCUUAAAAAGUCUGCUUGACGGCCGAAAGCAAAAUAGCCACCCGGGCACCAAAACAGAGGCGCUGCAAGAACUUCCACCCCCAAAAAGAAAGGGGAAAAAAGAAGAAAACAACUGGAGAAAGAGAGAAAGGAAAGAUUUUUGGGGGGGAGGAGGAGGAGGAGGCAGCAGGUCUCCACAUACGGCUGUCUCUAUGCACCCGUGAGCGGCUGAGGAGGGGAAAAAUAAGCAAGGGGGAAAAAAGCUCAAAAGUGGAGGGGAAACUGUGUUAAACUUGCCACAGCUAUGGCUUACCCUCAGGGCUACUUGUACCAGCCGUCCGCCUCCCUGGCCCUCUACUCGUGCCCGGCAGCCUACGGCACCAGCGUCAUCUCGGGACCCAGGACGGAGGAGCUCGGACGCUCGUCGUCCGGCUCCGCUUUCGCACCCUACGCGGGAUCAACCACCGCCUCCACUGCGGCCGCCGCCGCCGCUGCAGCCGCAGCCGCCUUUAGCGGCGCCUCACCCGGCUACAACUCGCACCACUUGCCGUACGGCGCCGACGCGGCGGCGGCUGCGGCAGCCACUUUCACCUCGUACGUGAGCUCCCCCUACGACCACUCGACUGGCAUGGCCGGCUCCAUCGGGUACCACCCGUACGCAGCGCCUCUGGGCUCGUACCCGUACGGCGACCCGGCCUACCGCAAGAACGCCACGCGCGACGCCACCGCCACCCUCAAGGCCUGGCUCAACGAGCACCGCAAGAACCCGUACCCAACCAAAGGCGAGAAGAUCAUGCUGGCCAUCAUCACGAAGAUGACCCUGACCCAGGUCUCCACCUGGUUCGCCAACGCCCGCAGGAGGCUCAAGAAGGAGAACAAGAUGACGUGGACGCCGCGCAACCGCAGCGAGGAUGAGGAGGAGGACGAGAAUAUCGACCUGGAGAAGAACGACGACGACGACGUGACUCCUAAUAAUAAUAAUAAUAAUAACUUCAAACCCACCGGAGACAAGACUCAAGAAUCCUCGGAUACGGAAGCAGAUGCCAAAGCGCUGCACCCAGUGGACGUGGGUUGCGAUCGCUUCAAGGAGGACCCCUUGCACCCCAAGGACGCGGACCCCCUCCUGAGCGACUCCGAGUCCAAAGAACAGGAGGACUCGCAGGAACGGACUACGGACUUGUUGUUGGAUUCUUCUUCUUCAGCCUGCGGCGGUAAGCCGACCACGUCAUCCCCACGCUCGGUGGGGGCCCGUUCGUCGGACCUGAGCCACGCGCCCACCUCCGUUAUCCACUCGCCCCCUUCAGCCCCCAAGCCUAAACUGUGGUCCCUUGCGGAAAUCGCCACCUCAUCGGAUCGCUGCAGAAGCAGCGGGGACACGCAGCAAGUCCAGCGGAGCGAGCAGCAGUCUUGCCCGGUCGUCAUGGGCCCCGCGUCGGGCUCCCCUUCCCGGUCCUCCCCCGGCGUUCUCUCGCGGCCCCUCUAUUACGCGUCGCCCUUCUACCCCGGCUAUACGAACUACCACGGGGCCACUUUCGGACACCUUCACGGCUCCGGCCCCAGCAGCACCCCCUCCUCCACGGCGCACUUCAAUGGAUUAAACCAGACUGUGUUAAGUAGAGCCGAAGCUUUGGUGAGGGAGAGCCACAGAGUGAGGGGCCAAACGCAGGUAGAGCUUUGUAAAGACCCCCCUAACGAAAUGAAGAAAGGUAUGUCGAACAUUUAACAGCUCCGACAUUAAAAAAAGGACUUCUUUUUAAUUUAUUUGAAAAAAAAAACCAACAAAAACAAUCCAACAUCUGAGCAUUAUAUUCGCCCUCAUUGAAGAAAAAAAAAUGUUUAGUUUCUCAACGAGUGUAAACGAGAAUGGUCUUAAGGCUGCAGCCGGUUAUUUGUAUUAAACAUGUAUAUUUAAUGUAGCUCUUUUGUAUUUAAGAAAAUGGACGACACGCUAUCUUUGAAGUAAAUUAUGGAGAGAGAAACAACUAUAUAAAUAUAUUUGUGCAGCGGUUA